AUGGGUUUGCAGGAGAAACUCAACGCCAAUCCGACUGUGUACGCUGUGGCUGCACCGACGCGCAAGCACUUUGACGUGGACGAAGCGCUCGACGAAGACGCCGUUGACCCGUUCGAGGCCGAUGAGGUCUUUGAAAUCCUUCGACAUGUCAAUGACCCCGAGCACCCGCUCACACUGGAGCAGCUCAAGGUCAUGACCCUCGAGAACAUUCACGUCGAUGACGCCAACUCGCGCGUUAAAGUGUACUUUACGCCCACUAUCCCACACUGCAGUAUGGCGACGCUGAUUGGACUUUGUCUGCGCGUGAAGCUUCUGCGCUCCAUGCCGCCACGUUUCAAGGUGGACAUUCUCAUCACGCCGGGCACACACUCGUCCGAAGCAGAGGUGAACAAGCAGCUGAACGACAAGGAGCGCGUUGCAGCUGCGCUGGAGAACUCGCACUUGCUCACGGUCGUGAACAAGUGCAUUGCUGACACGGACAAGUAA
Hyaloperonospora brassicae is the source of this 486-nucleotide messenger RNA. The record is from the annotation of a GenBank genome assembly. Lineage: Eukaryota; Oomycota; Peronosporomycetes; Peronosporales; Peronosporaceae.